AUGCGACCUCUCACAGAAGAAGAGACGAAGACGCUCUUCGAGAAGCUCGCCAACUACAUCGGCAAGAACCUCGUCAACCUCAUCGACCGUCCCGACGACCCGCACGUCUUUCGCCUCCACCGCGAUCGUGUCUACUACGUCUCGGAAUCCUCGAUGCGUCUCGCCAUCUCGAUCGCACGACCCAACCUCAUGUCUCUCGGAACGUGUUUCGGCAAGUUCAGCAAGACGGGUAAAUUCCGUCUCCACGUAACAUCGCUCGACUACCUCGCACAGCACGCCAAGUACAAGGUGUGGAUCAAACCGAAUGGAGAGCUGCCGUUCCUGUACGGUAACCAUGUAGUCAAGGCGCAUCUGGGUAGGAUCACGGAUGAUACGCCGGAACAUGCGGGCGUGGUGGUGCUGGCGAUGAGUGGCACACCGUUGGGUUUCGGUGUGACGGCAAGGAGUACGGUGGAUACGAGGAAGCAGGACCCGACGAGUAUCAUCGUCUUUCAUCAGGCGGAUGUGGGAGAGUAUCUGAGAGAUGAAGAUACGCUCUUUUGA
Messenger RNA from Pseudozyma hubeiensis SY62, 543 nucleotides. RefSeq lists its product as hypothetical. The coding region runs from base 1 to 543 and encodes 180 amino acids. Gene Ontology annotation, cellular component: preribosome, large subunit precursor; nucleolus; nucleus. The record is from RefSeq and is a predicted model, not a curated record. NCBI's taxonomy places the organism in Eukaryota, Fungi, Basidiomycota, Ustilaginomycetes, Ustilaginales, Ustilaginaceae. The transcript has a single exon. Gene Ontology annotation, biological process: ribosomal large subunit biogenesis; ribosome assembly. Gene Ontology annotation, molecular function: RNA binding.